AUGCGUCUCACUCACUACGUCCUGGCCGGCCUGUGGGCUACGGCGGUAGACGUCUUAGCUGUCCCUGAUCCCCCAGACUAUGGUAAGAAGCCUGGAUAUGGCGACCCCCCGCCGCCAUCCUACCCUGAUUAUGGGAGCAAGCCUCCAUACCCCGACAAGCCCUACUAUCCAGAGAAGCCUCCUGAGAAGCCUUACUAUCCGGACAAACCUCCUGAGAAGCCUUACUAUCCGGAAAAGCCUCCCGAGAAACCCUACUACCCGGAGAACCCUGACUAUCCCAAGAAGCCAGAGUACCCGAAAAAGCCUGACCUCCACAAGAAGCCAGACUAUCAUGAGGGGUACGGUCACGCAAAGGUUGUCAAUUUUUGCCCGUUCGAGGUCUACUUGUGGUCUGUUGCUUGGGACACGGACGGCCCUUACACGAUUGGCUGCCGCCAGGAGUACGUUGAAAAGUACUUGAAAGGUGGCGUAGCAUUGGAAAUUGUCACCGACAAGGAUUCGUGGUACAAGGACAAGGACAAGCUCAUCCUCUACUACAAGAAGUACGAUAAGAAGGUCUACUACGACCUGUACGAGAAGUACGGCCACCCCUUUGAGGGCCACAAGGUGUCUCUCAAGCCUGAAGAAGACUACUGCCCUGCUGAGUACUGGGAUGAUGGUUGCGAGAUUGACGACGGCGGCAAGAAAACUUGCGAUGACUUCAGCGACCUGGUCUUGUAUCUCUGCGAGGAAUACAAGGACAAGAAAUAUCCGAAGCCGUCGCCCAAAUACCCCCCCUAUACUCCUCCUAAGUACCCAGAUAAGCCCCCAUAUGGACCACCCCCGGGUAAACCACCGCCAUAUGGACCACCACCAUAUUUACCACCCCCAUACAAGCCGCCACCAAGUGAACCACCCCCAUACGGGCCGCCACCAGGUGGUCCGCCACCAUAUGGUCCGCCACCAUAUGGGCCGCCACCAGGUGAACCACCCCCAUAUGGUCCGCCACCUGGAGUACCUCCUCCAUAUGGACCACCCCCAGAAGUACCGCCUCCAUAUUUACCGCCUGACUUACCAAAGAUCCCUCCCCGAUCUGUUACACCACCUGACGUACCAAAACUACUUUCCGGUCCAGGACUUCCCGAUCCGGGCCUUCCUGGUCCGUCAGGGCUGCGCAAGUUGACCAGGCGCGGGUACAACAAGGCUCGCUCCGCGGAAGGACAGGGAGAAGAUGACGACAGCCAGGACUGGCACGCCAGGCAGUGGGAGAACGACAAGCCAAGCUGGGACGCGGACGCCAAGUGCAAAGAUUGUGGUGAGAGGGAGCAGGGGUCCGUUGUUGACAUGACGGACGGUAUAGAGUAG
This is a messenger RNA of Diaporthe amygdali, 1344 nucleotides long. RefSeq names its product bys1 family protein. NCBI's taxonomy places the organism in Eukaryota, Fungi, Ascomycota, Sordariomycetes, Diaporthales, Diaporthaceae. The coding region runs from base 1 to 1344 and encodes 447 amino acids. The transcript is spliced from 2 exons. The record is from RefSeq and is a predicted model, not a curated record.